AUGGAUACAGCAAAGGAAAUUUAUAAAGGAGUGGCAGCAAAGUGGGGCAUUAAACAACCACCAGUAUUUUUUGCAUCUAAAGGAUGGUUUGACAGGUUCUUAGCUCGACGCAAGAUAAAAAACAUCAAGAUUUCUGAAGAAGCUGCAAGUGCAGAUUUGGAUUCAGCCAGGCAAUACCCAGAACAACUGCGUCAUGUAAUUGAGGACAGACAAUACACUCCUGAUCAAAUUUUCAACAUGGAUGAGACCAACUUUUAUUGGAAAAGUAUGCCAUGUCGCACAUUUAUUUCUUCAAGAUCAGCCCAUGUACGUGGAAGAAAUGCAAUUAAGGAACGCUUCACCUUACUACUGGCUAUGAAUGCUUCAGGAAGUUGCAGACUCAAGCCAACAGUUGUUCAUCGUGCCAAAUGUCCCAGAGCUUACAGGGGUCAAGAUAUCAACAAGUUAAAUGUGCACUGGCUUAGUUCUGCAAAGGGAUAUGUGUCAGCCAAGCUUGGUCUUGACUGGCUGAAGAAUUGUUUCAUUCCUGAGGUCGAGGAAUACUGCAAGAGAAAUAACAUCCGCUUCAACAUUCUCCUUGUUUUGGAUAAUGCACCUGGCCACUCAAGACUCCUUGCAAAUGUGCAUCCCAAUGUUCGGGUGGAGCUUUUGCCUCCUAACACCACAUCACUAAUACAACCACUUGAUCAGGAAGUAAUUUCAGUGGUUAAAGCUGCCUUUUCUCGCCGGCAGUUUCGAAUGAUGCGGGCAGCCACCGAAGAUGCCACUGUUCUCCAGAAACUGGUUGAAAGUGAAAGUGAAAAUGAGGAGGAAGAGCUAGUGGGAGAUAAUGAAUCAGAGUGCCAUGUGCUACAAUAUUGGAAAAGUUUUAGUGUCAAGGCUGCUGUUGACUUAAUAGUGUCGUGCUGGAAUGACGUUACUCCUGCUACAAUCAACCAUGCGUGGCAUAAUCUGCUCAAGGGCAUGCCUGAGGACAGGAAAGUAAAGGUAGCAGGCGAGCCACAAACAGUGGCGGCAGAGGUGGAGGCAGCUGCAUUGGAGGCUCGUCAUGUUCCUGGCUCUGGUUUUGCUGAAACUACCGACGACGACAUCUUAGAAAUGUUACGACCCGAUUCACCCAGUGCACAAGAAAUGUUGAAUGAGGAUGCCUUGUGUGAUGAAGCCAGUCCUGAUGAGAAUGAGGAGACAGCUGGUGUUGAAAAGAAAGGGCUGCCAAUCAGUGAAAUAAAGAAGCUGCUUGAAUAUGGCCUUCAAAUUCGUCACAUCUUGGAAUAG
Portunus trituberculatus (swimming crab) is the source of this 1275-nucleotide messenger RNA. Its product is annotated as tigger transposable element-derived protein 1-like. Bases 1 to 1275 code for a protein of 424 amino acids. Gene Ontology annotation, cellular component: nucleus. The record is from RefSeq and is a predicted model, not a curated record. Gene Ontology annotation, molecular function: DNA binding. The transcript has a single exon. Lineage: Eukaryota; Metazoa; Arthropoda; Malacostraca; Decapoda; Portunidae.